GCUUGCACAGAAUCAGUGCAGUGUGGAAUGCUUUGAAACUGAAGUGCAAAAGAAGUUGUUUUCACAUGUGUUAGUUACUGUUGCCUUCUCUUGUCGUGUAUACGUAUUUGCUAGAAUUCCAGGGAGUAUAGUGUUAUAGUUAUUGCCUUGCUUUUCAAUGGCCGGAAGAGGCCGAGGAGGGAGAGGGGCCCAGCUCCUUCAGGCUUUGGAUACGCCAGUAAGAAGACCAGGCCAGACUAAGGAAAGCUUUCAGGCGCAAUUGAGUAGUCGCGAGUCUGCAUCAUCAGGCGUGAGCACUGCAGGAAGUUCUGUCAGUUUCCCAAGCACUCAAUCAUCUGCAACCCCAUCAUCUGCUUCAGCCUACUCAAGCCAUGACUCGAGCAAGACACCGCCUCCACCCACUGCUGCAAUGGCCGCCAUGACCAUGAAAAGAGAGAGCCCGCCUGGCUCUGCGGGCCCAUCUCGUACCAGCCCUGAGAUACGCGCUGCUGCAGCCCCUUCCCCAUCGCAGAGUGGUGGCUCACCACCAAGCUCACAUAGCAGUAUCUCAGGCUCAAGUAGUUCUAGUGACAAGAGGAGCAGUGCGUCGAGCUCAUCGGGCAAAGUGUCCCUUGAUGCACCUACACCACAGCGAGGCACAACCGGAGAAGAGAUUCCUCUCUGUGCAAAUUACAUUGCCGUCAAGUCAACAACACAAGGCGUGUUCCAGUAUUGUGUCAAGUUUGAUCCUGAAGUGGACAACCGCAACAUGCGCUACGGCAUGAUGAACGAACACAAGGAUGUUAUUGGCGACACAAAGGCUUUCGAUGGCUCCACGCUUUUUCUCCCCCAUGAGCUGUCCGACAAGACCACUGUGGUGCAGUCUAAGCGCCAGACUGAUAGCCAACCGGUCAACAUUUCGAUCACGCUAACCCGUAUCGUACCGCAUGAUGAAUGCCAUCAGCUGUAUAACAUCGUCUUCCGCCGCGUGAUGCGCUGUCUGAAUCUGAAGCAAGUAGGACGGUCGCACUUUAACCCCAACACACCGAUCAUGGUCCCGCAACAUAAGCUGGAGAUUUGGCCUGGCUAUGUCACGUCAAUCCAGAGUUACGACGGUGGCCUGAUGUUGAUGUGCGAUGUUUCACAUCGACUAUUGCGUACCGACUCCGUCCUGUCAUUCAUGAGCGAUAUGUACAGUGCAUCUUCCAGGAACUUCCAAGAGAACUUCAUGAAGCAGAUUGUUGGAACAGUGGUGCUGACACGGUACAAUAACAAGACCCAUCGUGUUGAUGACAUUGCCUGGGACAUGAACCCACUCAGUACCUUCAAGGACUCCAGCGGCGAGGAGAUCUGCUUUCUGGAUUAUUACCGGAAACACUAUGAAAUCAAGAUUGAGGACAAAGAACAACCUCUGCUUAUCAGUCGUGUCAAACGUCUUCGGCCAAGGCGCCAUGGUGAUGCACCAGAUACAUCACUGGAGGAAGAGGUGAAAAUCUGUCUUAUUCCUGAGUUGUGCUCCAUGACUGGACUCACGGAUCAGGCCAGGGAGGAUUUCCGAGUGAUGAAGGAUAUUGCUCAGCACACUCGUAUAACACCGAACCAGCGACAAGUUGCAAUGAAGAAGUUUGUGGACAACAUCAAUGCGACACCCGAGGCCCGGCAUGAGCUGACACGUUGGGGACUUGCCCUUGACCCGACCAUGACCCAGCUUUCUGGGCGUGUGCUGCCGAGAGAGAAGAUCCUCACACAUCACAAAACGCUCAUGGUCAAUGCCGAGGCUGAUUUCAGUAGAGACGUAACUCGGGAGAAGUGCAUUACAGCCGUUAACUUGGACUGCUGGGUAGUGGUGUGCACACAGCGAGAUCGUGCAAAGGCAACAGACUUCAUCAUGAUGAUGAAGCAGGUUGGACCUAGCUUUGGAAUGGCAAUCAACGACCCGGUCACUAUUCAUCUGGAAAAUGACCGCACUGACACUUACCUGCGCUCCAUUCGACAGGCUGUGCAAUCUGAGCUUCAAAUGGUGGUGUCCAUCUUCCCAACAAAGCGUGAUGAUCGCUACAACGCUGUCAAGAAAUUGUGUUGCGUGGAGUCCCCUGUUCCAUCACAGUGUAUCAACACGAGAACGAUCGGUGAUGCGCGCAAGCUACGUUCUGUCACCCAGAAGAUUGCACUUCAGAUGAACUGUAAGAUGGGUGGAGAGCUGUGGGCUGUUGAGAUGCCGGUGAAGAACCUCAUGGUCGUGGGCAUUGACACCUACCAUGACAAGCAGAGCCGCUCGGUUGGCGGGUUUGUAGCCUCCACAAACCAGUCCAUCACUCGCUGGUAUAGUCGAGUGUGCUUUCAAGAGCGAGGCCAGGAGUUAGUCGAUGGCCUGCGUGGUUGUCUGAUGGAUGCCAUUCGCAACUAUCACGAGAUCAACCAUACUUUACCUGACCGGAUUGUUGUGUUCCGUGAUGGUGUCGGCGAUGGGCAAAUGUCAACAGUGCGCGACUAUGAAGUGCGUCAGCUUGUCGAGUGCUUCAAGCACUUUGGUGAUAACUACAAACCUCGCAUGGCCAUGGUGAUUGUGCAAAAGCGCAUCUCCACACGCGUCUUCUUCCGCGGCCACCAGUUGGAGAACCCACCGCCAGGAACAGUCGUUGAUCACACCGUCACUCGCAAGGAUGUGUAUGAUUUCUUCUUGGUGAGUCAGCAUGUUCGCCAGGGCACUGUGACUCCUACCCACUACACGGUUGUACAUGACACAACCGGCUUCCAGGCCAAUCACAUGCAGCGUCUGGCUUACAAGAUGACGCACAUGUACUACAACUGGCCUGGCACCAUCCGUGCACCUGCACCUUGUCAGUAUGCCCACAAGCUGGCAUUCCUCGUUGGACAAAGCUUGCAACGGGAUCCUGACCGUAAACUAUCCGACCGUCUGUUCUUCCUCUGAACUGCAUGUGUUGUGCAUACCAACCUUCUCCUUCAGCCGUGCAUUGCUUUGGCUUGGAUGCACCUUUUGCUACUUCCUGUGGCUUCCACAUGUGUGCGUGUGUGCAUGAGUGAGUAAGUGAGUAAGUGUGGGUGGGUGUGGGUGUGCGCGCGUGCAUGUGUGUGUGUGUGCGUGUGUGUGUGUGUGCGUGCGUGUGCGUGCGUGCGUGAGUAUGCAUGUGUGUGCGCGAGUGUGUGUAUGGCUGUCCAUGUUUACUUAGUAUAUUUCUUUACACGUAGUUGUUAUACUGGUGUUUCUGAUGCUAAUAAGUAGCACAUCACACAUUGUAUCCUUUUCUGGGUGACUAAGUAUAGUAAUGAGGCUAGUACUCUGGCAUUCAUGAUACACACAGAUAGCAGCUGUUGCAUACAUACCAGUAGGUUGAUUCAGACUAGUACCAUCAUCUGGCUCCCCGCCCCGUCUAGGCUUUUUCCGGUUGAUAUCGUUCUGUUUUCUUUCCUCGCUGUGUCUGAUUCGGUGGGCUUAUGCUGUGCCCAGCCAUCUUCCAACCACCAGUCUGGUGAUCGGUGUAUUUUAUGACCAGUGGUGUACCAUGAUUAUCUUACUAACGUAGGUGGCCUGUUGAGCAUGUUCCCGAGGCCGAGGCUAGUUUUUAUCCAUGUAUUUUUUAAAGAGUGUUGUGUUGAGUUAGCUGUUGCUGGAUUGCCUCACCAACAAUGUUACCGUUUUGCUCUUCUCGACUAAUGAGUGAUGAAUGUCCUGCAUGACCAUGAUGACUGCCUGCAGCCUGUGUAUCUCUUUUUAACACGCCCCAAAUGAAUCUUCGAAUCUGGCCGUUUACAGUCCCUUUUUUUGUGUAGCGUGUUUAGUGUCUAACAGCCUCCACAUGCCCUAUCUGGGGUUUUCUUCUUGCGUGGCGCUUGUUUUUUUGCCUGUGCUGGCUCAGUAUGUGUCAGUGUAUGUGUGUUGCAAACAAGUCGAUCUUGCUUCUAAACUUUAUUUUGUGGUGUACUAGUACUAAUUUUACAGCAUACUGUACUGCUUCAGCUCUUCUGCAUGCUCCUUUCAUUAAGCGAGACCAA
Molecule: messenger RNA, 3993 nt
Organism: Sycon ciliatum
Lineage: Eukaryota; Metazoa; Porifera; Calcarea; Leucosolenida; Sycettidae
Product: piwi-like protein 1
Exons: 21
Coding region: 158-2911 (917 amino acids)
Biological process (GO): regulatory ncRNA-mediated gene silencing
Cellular component (GO): P granule
Molecular function (GO): RNA endonuclease activity; protein binding; piRNA binding
Source: RefSeq, a predicted model, not a curated record